This is a messenger RNA of Schistocerca cancellata (South American locust), 3110 nucleotides long. Its product is annotated as centrosomal protein 43-like. The transcript is spliced from 8 exons. Gene Ontology annotation, cellular component: centrosome. The record is from RefSeq and is a predicted model, not a curated record. Bases 260 to 1357 code for a protein of 365 amino acids. Lineage: Eukaryota; Metazoa; Arthropoda; Insecta; Orthoptera; Acrididae. Gene Ontology annotation, biological process: microtubule anchoring.
ACAAGGUGACCACAAGUGUUCAAGUAACCAAGCUGAGUAGACUGUGUCCUGUCAGGCAUCAUAUAACAGAAAGUGUUAUUUGUUUCUUUUGCUGAAACUGGACUUCGAAGUUUUACCAUAGGUUUCACCAGAUGAUGAAGCUAUGAACCUUGGUCGAUAUUUAUUUUGAGCGUCAGUUGUUGUCAUUAUCAUAUCUGUGGAGGCAGUUUGGGUUUUGGCGUUGUUUAUGUUUUAGUAAGUUGAAUGAAAUACAGUAGUUAUGUCAGCGGAAGAAGGACCGGAGUUACGUGAACUGAUUGCUCAAACACUAGAAAAUAAUGGUGUUUUGGCGAAAAUUAGGGCUCAGCUAAGAGCAAGUGUUAUCUUGGCAAUCGAAGACCAAGAAGCAUUUCAGACAAAGCUUCCAUUCACAAAUCAACCACUGAGAACAUUUUUGAAGACCUUUGAAGGUGCUUUUAUAACUUGCUUGGUACGGGAGUUUUUAGAGUUUUUUAAUUUGGAUUUCACUUUGUCUGUAUUUGACCCUGAAACAUUCCAUGGAAAGGAAUACAGCUAUGGGGGACGGACAGAGCUUAUGAAAGAAUUAAAAUUACAAAACAACAGUGAAAGAAAUGCUCCAGUCCUGUCAUGUCUUCUGCAGAAUGUUUUAAAACAUCGUGAAAAGCCAACCGAAAAUGACAUAGCCAGUAAAAAGUCUGACAUACUGUCAGUACCAUCACAAGAUGCUAGUGUGGCAGAUAGUGUGCCAGACACAAGUAGGAUUUUGGAUAUAAGUCUGAAUGAAGAUUCAGUCUCUGUUCAAACCAGAAACAGACAGAAGUCUCAAGAAAAAUAUGGCCCAACUGAAGAAACAGUCAGCACCAGUAAGAAGGAUGACAGUAGCAAAAUAUCAAAGGGAAGUGUGAGCCAUACAUCAUCUAAAUCUGAGAAGCCACCACCAGCCACAGCUGGGAAAAGAGAUACUGAUUUCAGUGAUGGAAUAUAUUUACAACAUGGGAGCCAACUAACUUCACUGAGCAACUUGCCUCCCCUGGCUGGCAUGCUUAAGAAUGAUGUUAGAGCUACUGCAGUGCAGAUGUCUAAAAGUUCUGAAGGGGACAGAAGCAUGAAGCCAUUGAUCAAUUUAGGGAAUGAAACUGCUGACAACUAUGAAGAAGAUUUUCAGUCUUCUGUGAGUGGCAGUGGUCAGGGAGGAAAAAGUGGCAAACUUACCACACCUGGAAGUGAUACUGAGAUAGAGGAAGAUAUUGGCACUGAUGAUAUUUUGAGUAAUGCAUCAGUGACUGAUGACCUCACAGUUGAUGUAACAGCUUCAAACUUGAGUGGUGUUGGUGACUAUAUGGAGAAUAUAAGCUGACAAGAUCUCUUUACACACUAAUUACCUGAAGAGUAUAAAAAACAAUGUUAGGAAUUAUGCCUUGGUGUAAAAAAAAUGCAGUGCUAGCAGUUUGGACUGAUAUAUGCCAUAAAACUGAUUCAGAUUUGUUCAAUACACAUCUAUGUUUUGAAGCAUUGACUAAUAAUGUAAAAUACUGAGUGAAUAUAUGUUUCACGUAACUAAGUUCCAUUUACACCGUAUUUGUGAAAGUAAGUCAAAUAUCUGGAAGCACGCAGACUAUGUUCUCUGCACCCUAUGCAAGUAAAUAAUCCCAAAACUGCAGAAAGAGGGAAUGAUCCACAAUUAUAAUUGUACGAUUGUAAACAUUUUAGGGUAAACAAGAUUACAUGAUAUUUAUUAAUAUAAAGGCAGUUUUAUUACAAACCACAAUUACAGUAGAAAGAAUGGUGCAGACACUAUAUAUCUGAACAGUGUUAACAGAGGUUAAGUUUUGAAAAGAUAAAUAUUUUCAGCAGCAAUAUUAAAAAACAAUUCUUCAAAUUGAGGUCCUAAGUGUUAGGGUAUGACCUAUGUAAACCUGAACACACUCAGAAAGUAUGUAUGCUGGUGAUAAUAUAUGUAUUUGAUACUUAAUCAAGAGCUUAUGUUAUGACACACCUUUUCAUUACUGCUACUUAAAGUGUGCUGUGGUUACCACAGAUGAAACUACUACUCUGCAAAGCGAACUGGUUACCUGGUCAUUGUGGUAACACUGAAUGAAGUUCCCAUUUAGAAAAAGAACAGAAAUGUAACAAACAGUGUAUCUCACCUUGGACAUUCAUGACAUUUUGCUUGCAGUAUCUGUAAAACUACCUUCCCUGGUAAUGCUGCUAUUUUCCAACAAAUGUUUCUGCUGAUUUGUUAUAUUUUCAGUUUCCAUGUCCAGCACAUUGCACACUUUAUUUAUGUGAUACACAGCCUUUCCAUCUCUACUCUUCUGAUGUCACAACAGUAAUUUGACAGCACUAAAAGCAAACUGGCUGUAUGGUCUAGUAAAUGUCGUUUUUGGCUAGCAAUGCUGAGAUCCAAAGGCUGAUUCCCAAUGAUCAUUUCAAAUUUUUAUCUGGAUGAAGGGUUUGGAAGGAGGUCCUGUCAGCCUUUUGUGGGACCAACUGAAAAAGCUGCUUGAAUAUAAAGCAGAAUUGUGUGCAAGUCACUGACAUAAUAUUCCUUCAAAAGGCUUUCAUCAGGCUAGGUCACACAUGACAUUUAUUUAUUAACAACGAAAGCAUCAGCCGUUACUUUUUCAGGUCAAAGAGCAAGUUGCUUGAAAUAUUAUGACUAUGAAUCUUACUCUUCGUAAAAUUCCAAACCAGUAUUACAGGAUUUAGGUCUGGCUCAUUUGAUGUAAAAUCACUCAAAAUAAAAUCUUGGUGCCAUACUGUCACAGGUGUUUAUUAAAAAUUGGUGCAAGAAAGUACAUAAUGAAAAAAGACUAAAAUACACUUAAUUUUCACAAACUGUUGUCUGUAGGGAAGGUGGAUUAAAAGUUUGUAAGCAUUAUAAUGUCUUUUAUUUAUGAAUUACUUUUAUUAAAUUUGAUGUCAUUAGAAAGAGAAAAAGAUCCACUAUGAUAUAAAGUUACUGCUGUGCUGGAAUUAUGCAUACUAAUACUUACAAAUCUGUAAUGAAAGUAAUUUCUAAAGACCUUUUUUCCAAAUUUUUUGCACUUAAAUCACAAGUUUCACCAUCAUAAUUUUUGUUUCGCAUGAUGCCUAUAAUCAUACUUUCC